Messenger RNA from Neoarius graeffei (lesser salmon catfish), 2779 nucleotides. RefSeq names its product family with sequence similarity 149 member B1 (gene fam149b1). The transcript is spliced from 16 exons. Gene Ontology annotation, biological process: cilium assembly; protein localization to cilium. Lineage: Eukaryota; Metazoa; Chordata; Actinopteri; Siluriformes; Ariidae. The coding region runs from base 414 to 2273 and encodes 619 amino acids. The record is from RefSeq and is a predicted model, not a curated record.
GUGCUCUGUAUCCAUGACAGUCUUGUUGCGAAGCUAAUGCACUCAGUGUUAUGUAAACGUAUUUAGGAUUUAUCAUUUAGUGAUUCUUUUUCUUCUGUUAGCUCUCUCGAGAAUAUUAUAAAAGCUUUAAUGAAAUAGCUUUUAUUUCCUGAUCGCGAAAUGAAGCGAAGGAGAUCACAGCAGAGCUAGCGACGGGUUAGCCGAGGAGAUUAACGGUGCAGGCUGAGGGAGGUCAGCGUGCACAGUGAGUGCAUUAGCUGCUGGUCGGCUCUGAUUAUCGCAGUAUCACGUUAUCGCAGUUUGUUAUUCAGUUCUCAGUAAUGUGAAGUCGGAGAGGAUGCAGGAGCGGCAAGCGGACGAGGAGAAGCGGCCGCGGGCAAAGCUGAUAUACAUACCGCCAGGAGGAGGAGAGGAUGAUCUCCAGAUACAGCCGCAGAGCCGUCAAGCAGAACCUGUACAUUCAUGGGGUUUCACACACUGACCUUGAUCAACACCCCCUGCCUGAGGAGGCAGAGACAGUGUGCACACCCCAGCCAAGGGUACUACAGCAAGAUGUGUCCACCUGUAACAGGUCGGGGAGUCCAUCAAUGGUUGCUGUGGGGACAAGCAGGGCUUGGUCUGGGAUUGACAGUUACACAGGAACAGGAAUGAGCACUGAACGCAGCUCUGUCUUCUCCUGGGCUUAUGAUGAGUUUGAUAAAGCGGCGUCUCGUCAGGUCCAGCUGCUGUUUGAGGAGAUUGAUGAGGAGCUGUAUGAGGGGAGAGGAGGAGUACAGCAGGAUGAGUGUAAACUGUGGACAUCACGAUUCCCUCAUCUACGGAUUCUGGGAAAGCAAUUGGUGUGUCCCACAGAUGAAGGUUUUCAGUGGUUCUCUGUCUCCUCUCAUAACAGCAGCUCUGGGUCUCACAGACAGAACACAAGCAACGAGCUGUGUGUGCAGGGACACAGAGCUGCAGUGUGUAUGGAGGUGACACACACCCCUGAUUCCUGUGGUUCCCAUGAAGAAGAGUUACAUAGAGUAAUAGAAGAAGAAGAAGGAUUGAUGGAGGAAUAUCUGGCCUUUGACUGGAGAGACCUUGAUGAUGAGUGUAUGUGUGUGAACAGGAGGAUACACUCUUUGCCCCCUGUGUCACCGUAUCGCUGCAGGAGGGAGGCGGUUCUUGACUUCCUGUUUGAUGACGUGUGGCAGGAGCUGAUUGGCUGUAUGGAGGAACUGCUGAUGAGACUGUGGGAAGGCUGCAGCUCAGAUGAUGAGAAGAGUUCGGCAUCUCUCAGUCCAGCACGGCAUCAAUCCCAUAAUCCCUCAGGGCUGAAGUCCAGCACUUCCUGUACUCUGCCACGUCUCGGCCCCCAACCGCAGCACACUCCUAACACCUUGCACACUCCGAGCACAAAGUCGAAGGGCUCAAAGUCGAGGUGGAAAUCCAAAAAGCAGAGAAAGCCAUCUACUCCCAGUCGGGUGUGUGCAGGAUCAGCAGCAGUGCAGCAUCACACACUGAGUGAGCUGAUUGUGGUUCACGGUCUUCCUUUGCAGCAGCGACACACAACUGCACCGGAGCGCGCUGCACAUGACUCCGAGGACAGGAUAUGCCUCUCUAAGCCCCGCCCUCGCCGCGCUCUGGAACAAAGCCCUUCCCCUUUACCCCGCCCUCCUCCACCAUCGCGGAGACGACCCCUCCCUCCUCGCACACUCCUCCCACUGACCCAAUCCAGCACAGCAGGAAACAUGGAGGACAUUAUCAGAGGGACACGACUAACCCCGGCUGGUGAUCAUCUCUCCUCUUCUGUGAUGACUCUCAGCAGGAACACACUCCUACCCCCCAUUGGCACUGCAGACAAAGAACACACACACUCUGGACAUCACACACACUCUCAGCGUCACCGAGCUCCCUCUAGUCGUGCUCAUAGUUCUGUAGCAGAUGAAGCCAGCAGCUUGCUGGCCUUCUCCAGACCCAACACCACGCACACCUUCAGGUCAGAUACACCUCAUCGCCGCUCUUUCACUGUACUAGACAACAGCGGGCCGGUAAGACCAGGCAGAGCCUCCGUGGGCACAGAUUCCUUAGGUAUUGGUGUAACAGGGAUUAGCUUGGGUAUUAGCAGCUCUUCCUUCUUGGACUCAUUUACCGCUCAUACCCUUGACCACUCCCCCACUGAGGAUGGGGAGGAGCCAGAAAUCAGAGCCCUGCCCCCCGCUCUGCUUGUUCCAGCGUCUGUCCGGUCACACAGUAGAGGAGGCCUGAUGACUCGUGGCAACAGACCAGGACCUUAACACACACACACACACACACACGUAAACACACAAACAGAGCAGUUCUCAGCAGAUAUUUUUCUGCCACCUUUAUGUAUUGUUAUUAUUAUUUUGACGAUUAUUAUUGUUGCUGGGUUUUGUUUGUUUUUUUUAAGAGUCCUAUUUUUGUACAACUGCCAAAGACAAUAGCUAACACACACACACACACACACACACACACACACACACACAGUGCCAUGUUGUUACUGUAGACCUUUUUGGUUCCUGUGUAAUAUAAAUGAGACAAUGACAAACACUACAGGUCACGUGAAUUCUGAGCAUAAUGGGGGAUUUUUUUUAUUAUACUUUUUUAUUGAUUGUUGUCAGGAAAAAGCCUUUGUGAUUAAAGCCUUAGUGCUGUAAGCCAUACCCCACACACACACACACACACACACACACACACACACACAAACAUACACUUUAACGUUUAAAUGGGGAAAUUAAUAUUACAUUUUAAUGAUGAAAUAAAAGUUUUUUUCAAAACUUCA